Messenger RNA from Anarrhichthys ocellatus (wolf-eel), 3108 nucleotides. It is a transcript of the gene ism1, whose product is annotated as isthmin 1. The coding region runs from base 790 to 2163 and encodes 457 amino acids. The record is from RefSeq and is a predicted model, not a curated record. Lineage: Eukaryota; Metazoa; Chordata; Actinopteri; Perciformes; Anarhichadidae. Gene Ontology annotation, biological process: negative regulation of angiogenesis. The transcript has 6 exons.
AAGCCCUAGUGUGAUACGGUUUGACUUCGUUUCCUCCGAAAGGACUCGUUAGAGACUCACGCCAGCCCGGGUCUUCAUUUCGGUGGGCUUACGACCCGCAGCAUAAUGGACGAAGACUGUUUUUGAGGUGGGACAGAACUCCAUCGCGAAGUCUUCACUGGGAAGAUAGAACUUUGAACUACCUGUACUCAUUUCUCCAGAGGUAGGCUCGUCGAAGAACUUUCGGAGACCCCAGAAUGUGGACACAACAAGAAGUGCGUUAAGCGGCUGAAUUGGAAGUGAGGAAAAGAGAAGCGUGAGGCUGAGAAUGUGGCGGGGACACCGCGGGGCAACUGGGCUGAAAGUUUCCUGAGCUUGGAGAUUUGACGAGAGCGCAACAAGAGGGGGGAAGCGUUAAUGCUGCGCGCUGGAUCAGCCCUGCAGUAGUCAGUGCUCUGUGUGCAUUGGCAGAUCAGCACAUCAACUCAUAUCAUAUUUGGCUCAAAAUCAAAGUAUAUGAAAAAUCAGCAAGAGGAUCAAUCUUAAUUUAGGACACAGUUUAUAAAGAACUCCCCCCACUGGAUCCAACUCAAUAUCCAGCACUUUCUUUUCUCCUCCAAAGUAUUCCACCAUCCCACCUCCGAUCCUUUUCCCUUCAUUUUUGCAACGCUGAUUCCCGAAGUGGCUCCGAAGUGGUGUUGCGGCUCCUCGUCCCCGGCGGAUCCGGAGAUCGGAGUCUCUGCACCGGGAGGAGGUGGAGUCGGAGCUCCGGCCACACCGCAGGCUCCCAAGGGCGGCCGCGUCAAAAGGAUGGUGCGACUGGCGGCGGAACUGCUGCUGCUCCUCGGACUUCUUCUCCUCACCUUGCACAUCACGGUACUGCGGAGCAGUCCGCUGCCCCAGGGCAAUGAAACUCUGAGCCUGGAUCAGGACACAGCCCUUACAGAGAACAAUAUAAAUGCAAAAAGCAGCUCUGCCCAACCGGCUCCUGAAGACCGGAGGUCAGGUCCAGAGCAGCAGUUGGCCCACCGGCCUGCCACCCUCCCCUGGGCACAGGGCAGCAACGUACACAGGGACGGCCCUGGAGCUUUCCUCCUGGAUCUGCACAACUUCCCCGACCUCUCCAAAGCUGACAUCAAUGGACAGAAUCCCAAUAUACAGGUGACCAUUGAAGUGGUGGAUGGACUAGAGAGCCACGAGCCAGAGAAAGGCCUCCGUAAGGAGAGCAAACCCAACUGGGCCUCCCCGAACUGGAGAAACUGGUGGCCUCGCUCUUCUUCACCUUCCUCCUCCACCUCCACCACUCAUCAGACGGAGGAGCACGAUCGCACCUACGGGAGCAACAGCGAGGACAGCAACUUCCUCAGGCCGCCGGCAGACUGGGACAGGAGAGGAGGCGCCGGGGGAGGAAGCAAAGCUCAAGCUGAAUAUGACUAUAUGGACGGAGAGGGGGACUGGAGUAACUGGACAGCGUGCAGCGUCACCUGUGGAAACGGCAACCAGAAGAGAACCAGGUCGUGCGGUUACGCCUGUACAGCCACCGAGUCCAGAACUUGUGAUAUGCCCAGCUGCCCAGGUAUUGAAGAUGCCUUCAAGACGGCAGCUACUGAAGUGAGCCUGUUAGCUGGAACAGAUGAGUUCAAUGCCACGGAGCUCUUUGGUGUUGACACGGACAGCUGCGAGCGAUGGAUGAACUGCAAGAGCGACUUCUUGAAGAAGUACAUGACCAAGGUGGCCAACGACCUCCCCAGCUGCCCUUGCUCUUACCCAACCGAGGUGGCGUACAGCACAGCAGACGUGCACGACGCUCUCACGCUCCGAGAUUUCCGCUGGAAGGACGCCAGCGGGCCGAAAGAGAAGCUGGAGAUCUACAAGCCUACGGCCCGCUACUGCAUCCGCUCCAUGCUGACGCUGGAGUCCACCACGCUGGCGGCGCAGCACUGCUGCUACAACGACAACAUGAAGCUCAUCACUCGCGGCAAAGGGGCCGGCACGCCCAACCUCAUCAGCACCGAGUUCUCAGCCGACCUGCACUACAAGGUGGACAUCCUGCCCUGGAUCAUCUGCAAAGGAGACUGGAGCCGCUACAACCAGGCCAGGCCGCCAAACAACGGGCAGAAGUGUCCCGACAACCCUCAGGACGAGGACUACUACAAACAGUUUGAAGAAGCAAGAGAAUUCUAGACAGCUGUAGCGUGAAAAGGAAAAAAACAACAACAACAAACACACAGUGCUUAAGUAUUCAGCUAAACCUCAAAAAUGGUGCUGAAACCAUUUUUAAAUUCUAUUUUAGAUCUAGUAACACAAGAACUUUUAGGCUCUGAGGAACAAGACUUACUGCGCUUUGAAGCAAGAGGAAUAGAAAUCCAAGAGUCAAGACACUUACUUGCUCACAAGGAACUUUUCUUGACUUCACCAAAACAAGGCAAACAACGUUGCUCUGUUUAAAAAAAUUAAAGAAAAAACUUUGUUUAAAUAAAAUGUGCCUCUAAAAAAAUUAUUGAACAUGUUGCCAGUAAAUGCAUCACCAAUAAUUACUUGUUCAGAUCUGGUCACUACAGGGAGAACUGAGUUAGUAUUCUUAAAAAGGGAGAAUUCUGAUUCCAGGAAUGUUCGUUUAGAUUGUGUCCUCGUUCGUCUCCAUAGAUGUUUAUGUUUCGGUGAAUCUGAGAGGCCUGUGGUAAUAGAAUAAUGAGAUCCUUCGGGAAUGUGUUGGGACAGACAAUAGGGUUAUCUCAUUUUCUCCCGUUUUGUCAUUCACAAUAUCCAGGUUCUCCUGUAAGCUCGUGAGUUUAUUUAGCAUGCACAUUUUUUACUUGUACCAUUAAUUUACAGCCGUGUUCCCUUGUGUCUCUGUGGCAGAUCUUUAUUGUAAAAAGCCUGCAUUAUUUUUGUAAAGUAUUUAUUAAGUUGUAGCUGUGUCUGAGUCGGGUGGCUAUGACUGUGGUUUCUGAUUCAAAUGUGGCUGAAUGCUAACUUGAGAUUCCUCUCUAGCUCAAACUUUGGCAUCCAUGUGCAUAUUCGUGUCUCAAGUUAGGAUUAAACCGUCAUCGAGUGCAAAGAAUGUGAGAAUUCAACUGUAUGGAAAGAUUUUUGAGAUAUAAAUCUAUAAAUAAAUUUUCAAAAAGG